Molecule: messenger RNA, 1202 nt
Organism: Cyclopterus lumpus (lumpfish)
Lineage: Eukaryota; Metazoa; Chordata; Actinopteri; Perciformes; Cyclopteridae
Product: zinc transporter 2-like
Exons: 8
Coding region: 1-1092 (363 amino acids)
Biological process (GO): response to zinc ion; zinc ion transmembrane transport
Cellular component (GO): plasma membrane
Molecular function (GO): zinc ion transmembrane transporter activity
Source: RefSeq, a predicted model, not a curated record
AUGGAGCUAUCAGCAGAGAUGCCUCUGAUUGAGACUCACCUGGAGCCUCUUCGAUGCACGGGUUCUCCAGACGACGAGCAUUCGGACUCGAGUGAAGACGCCUCCAGCGAGGACGCCCUGUGGCGGCCCGACGGCCUCUGCCUGGAGGCGGGCACUAUGUCGGCGGCCGAGAGCGAGGUGAGGCGCUCGGCCAGGAGGAAGCUCUACUUGGCCUGCACUGUCUGCCUCCUCUUCAUGACCGGAGAGGUGGUCGGAGGGUACGCCGCUCACAGUCUGGCCAUCAUGACGGACGCGGCUCAUCUUCUGACGGACUUCUGCAGCAUUUUGAUCAGCAUCUUCUCCCUGUGGCUCUCCACGAGGCCUCCAACACACACCAUGACCUUCGGGUGGCAUCGAGCAGAGAUUCUGGGCAUGUUGCUGUCGAUGGUUUCCAUCUGGGCCGUGACGGCGGCGCUCGUCGCUUUGGCCGCUCAGAGGAUCCAUGACGGAGACUUCGACAUCGACAGUCGGAUCAUGCUCGUAACCUCCGGCUGCGGAGUGGGGGUCAACGUCCUGAUGGUCCUGAUCCUCCACCAGUCUGGAGCCUCGCACGGCCACGCACACGCACACGCACUUCCCGCCAAACAGCGUCAAGGGAGCGGCCACCAUCACAGCCACGGCAACGCCGCCGUGAAGGCGGCGUUCAUCCACGUGCUGGGAGAUCUGGUGCAGAGUCUCGGCGUCCUACUGGCCGCCACCAUCAUCUACUUCUGGCCUGAAUAUAAAGUAGCGGACCCGAUUUGCACGUUCCUGUUCUCGGUUCUGGUUCUCGCGACGACACUUCCGAUCACAAAGGACGUCCUCAGAAUCCUGAUGGCCGGCGCUCCUCGGGACGUGGACUUCAGCUCCGUGCGGGAGCGGCUGCUGUCGGUGAAAGGAGUGACGUCGCUUCACAGCCUGCACGUGUGGAGCCUGAACACGACGCGCUCCUUCCUGUCUGUGCACAUGGCCACAGAUGAAGGCACCGAUGCUCAGCUCGUCCUCAAGAAGGCAACAAAGCUCCUGCGCUCCAAGUUCGACUUCUCCAGCGUCACAAUCCAAGUGGAGCAUUAAAGACUGCUGACAUCACCACGACUGUGUUUACAUUGACGUCUAUGGCUGCAACAUGAACCGACCACUCGCCCCAAAAGUAUCUAGAUGCCGUACUUUUAUCUACACUAUCC